GAACAGCAGGAGAGAGAGCACAGCCGUCGUUAUACGGAUGAUCCCAGGCAGCGGCUGGCUGGUGCAAAAUUAGUUUGUUUAAACAGCUCGACCUGUUUUGAUGCAUUUGCUCGCUCUUCCCGCUUCAUGUGCAAUUAAUUAGACCUCCCUUUAAAUUUCCAGCAUCUUAUGUGUGUUAUAGCGACUUAUCGGAGACAUUUUGAGUUAUUAAUCCAUCUUCAGUCGCGCGUGGAGAGUGUACGCUGUCUGAGAAGACACUUUUGGUACCCUUUGGAUGGGAGGUUGGCGCGGAAGGCAGUCGGUCAGUGAUUGUGUGGAUUAAACGGGGAGGAAGUAACGUUACUUGUAAAAGUGCGGUGGUGAGAAGGUCUCUGUUGAGAUUUGAUUUGACUUCUCGGGUUUAAUGCGGACGAAAGCUCGCGCUCGAGCGAGGUGCGUCGACGGGCGGGAGGAGAAUGGCACGAGCUUCCGAGUAUCUGAGGGGAAAACAAGUACUUGGCUUUCUUGAGGGGCGUCGGGCACAUUGCGUAGGAAUUUGACUGUCCCUCAGGGUACGUUUUUCGGGAUAUUUGUCCGUUACGUCGAAAGGAGAAAAAAAACCUUAUUGGAUUUUAGUGGCUUUGGAUAUGUGCUUUGGGGAGUUGGAUGCCUUCAUAUCGCACGCACCUUUGAAUUUAGUGUGAAUCCAGUGGAGCACAACAUGGGAAAAAAUGACAAGUGAGAAGAUUCGGUUCCUCUGACCCUCGGUGCUUCAAGCCGGACUGGCGUUCCUUCUGCUAGGUCAACACACAGUUGUUACAAACACAAUACACAUACAUGGUUCCUGCAUCCAGAAGCCUGUUUCUGUAAUGGGACGUUCCGAUGGAUAGAUAAAUAGAAAAAGGUGUAAAAAUGGAAAAACUGCUUGUCUGCUUGUUGGUUAUCGGAAUGGCAGUGAAGGCCCAGAUCUGUCCGAAGCGCUGCGUCUGUCAAGUUUUAUCCCCCAACCUCGCAACACUCUGUGCCAAAAAAGGACUGCUCUUUGUUCCGCCCAACAUCGACAGGCACACCGUGGAGCUCCGCCUAGCUGAUAACUUUGUCACCAGCAUAAAACGGAAAGACUUGGCCAACAUGACCAAGCUGGUGGAUCUUACUUUGUCAAGGAAUACAAUAAGCUUCAUCACUCCACAUGCGUUUGCGGACUUGGAGAACCUACGAGCCUUGCAUCUAGACCACAACCGGUUGACGCGAAUAACCAACGAUACCUUCAGUGGCAUGUCUAAGCUGCAUCACCUGAUUCUGAACAACAACCAACUGACCCUCAUCCACAUGGGAACCUUUAACGACCUACUAGCCCUCGAAGAACUGGACUUAUCCUACAACAACUUGGAGACCAUCCCCUGGGAGGCCAUUCAAAAGAUGACCAGCCUACACACUCUUAGUCUGGACCACAACAUGAUCGAAUACAUUCCUGAGGGGACUUUUUCCCUCCUACAGAAACUCAACCGCUUGGACGUGACCUCCAACAAGCUCCAGAAGCUUCCACCGGACCCACUUUUCCAGCGGGCGCAGGUUCUGGCUACAUCUGGCAUAAUGAAUCCCUCCUCUUUUGCUCUGAGCUUUGGAGGAAAUCCUUUACACUGCAACUGUGAGCUUCUGUGGCUUCGGCGGCUCAAUCGCGAGGAUGACCUGGAGACCUGCGCCUCACCUUUGCACCUUUCUGGACGCUAUUUCUGGUCCAUCCCGGAGGAGGAGUUCCUUUGUGAGCCGCCCCUCAUAACCCGCCACUCUCACGAGAUGAGGGUCCUGGAGGGCCAACGGGUUGCUUUAAAGUGCAAAGCUAGGGGAGAUCCAGAACCUGCCAUUCACUGGAUAUCUCCCGAUGGGAAGUUGGUUUCAAACUCGUCUCGCACGCUGGUUUACAACAAUGGCACGUUGGACAUUCUAAUAAGCACAGUAAAGGACACAGGCUCUUUCACGUGCAUUUCCUCGAAUCCCGCUGGGGAGGCCCACCAGACCGUGGAGCUCAUCAUCAUCAAGCUUCCACACAUUAGCAACAGCACCAAUAACAUCCAGGAGCCUGACCCGGGCUCUUCUGACAUCUCCACUUCGACAAGGGCAGGAGCAAAUGGCGGCAACCACACUGGCGAUGCCAAGACCAGCUCCGAUAAGAGGGUGGUUAUGGCAGAAGCCACCUCGUCCACAGCACUCAUCAAAUUUAACUUCCAGAGGAAUAUACCUGGAAUACGCAUGUUUCAGAUUCAGUAUAAUGGAACCUAUGAUGACUCUCUUGUUUACAGAAUGAUUCCCCCAACGAGUAAAAACUUCCUGGUGAAUAAUCUGGCCGCCGGGACGCAGUACGAUCUCUGCGUGCUGGCCAUUUACGACGACGGCAUAACCUCCCUGACGGCUACGCGGGUUGUGGGCUGCGUGCAGUUUACCACUGAAUCUGAAUAUCUGCGCUGCCACUUCAUGCAAUCCCAGUUCUUGGGCGGCACUAUGAUCAUCAUCAUCGGGGGCAUAAUCGUCGCCUCCGUCCUCGUCUUCAUCAUCAUCCUCAUGAUCCGCUACAAGGUGUGCAACAGCGGCGACUCCACCAAGGGGACCUUGGUCACCGACGUGCACUCGCAAACCAACGGGGCACAAUCCCAGGGCUGUACUGUCACACCGUCUGUGUCCAAACAAGGUGCUUUGAGCUUGGAGGAGGGCGAGGGGUGUAAACAGAGCUCCGCCGUGCCUCUUCCUCCGCCUCCAGAUUCCCAAACCCACACCUCAGAAACCUCCAUCCCAGACUGCUCCACAUCCACUUCCCUGGUAAGCCAAAGCUGGACGACUCCCGGCUCUUCAGGAUCACUUAAGCCAAAGCGCAAACCAGCGCCAAAGCCUGUCCCAGUGGCCUGCACCGAGCCCAAAGUAGAGUCACUGCUGAAUGCAGAGACGCAAAACACCAACCGCAACAACUCCACCGCUCUUCAGCAGCCGGUCCCAACCCCUCCACCCCCUCCAUCCCGCUUCAAAGACACUCCGAUUUUAAGGAGGGCUUGUCCGUCUUCGUCCAAGUAUAUGACACUGCCCGUGGAAGGAGCACGGGCUAAACGCAGGUACUCUUUGAACGAGAACCUUUCGAAACAUCACUGCUACAUUGGCUCGCAGAAGAUGGGCAAUGUGUUUUGCAAGCGGAGUAUGUCCGUGAACGGAAUGCUAGUCCAAAUGGCAAACUCAAAUCUAGACAGUGAGAAAUCUGCAUUUUCCAGUUCAGAGUGGAUUCUAGAGAGCACUGUGUGAAUGUACGAUUGCUGGAAACAUGAUGGAGUGCCUGCAUCUCAUUGUGUACGUGCUUUUGUGUGUGUGUGAGGGUGUGUAUAGGAGCUCAUAGUAUAUAAAUGUGUGUGAUCGAAUGAAUGUGCACGUUUUGCACCAUUUCUUUUGUUUCCAUCCGCAAAUCAUAUUUUCUGCUGUCUUUUUAUUAAUGUUUUCUGGAAACCCAUGGAUUAAUGUGGAUAUUUGCCUUGAGGGUAGGUGUGAGAGCCACUCUGAGCAAGAUCCAUCAUCCGAGACAGACAUGCCUCCAUCUUCACUGCACACGCCGAGUGUUACGGUAAGAGGAAAGCAUCGGUGCCUUCCUGUGUCCUCUUACCAGGGGCUCCUACUGGACACGAGCUGUGUGUCAGUUACACGGAUGGAAGGAAACAUAAGAGAUUUCACAAAAAAGCCUUUCUAUUCAAGGAAAUGACAUUUCCUGCAUAUUAUAGAGGAAAAAAAAACAACUAUAUAAGGACUUGAUACUGGGACCUGUUAUUAAAUUGAUAUUUUUUAAAAAAUCAAAGCGUUUUCUUUUCUGUGACGUUGAUUUUGCCUUUGUUUUAAGGCAUAAAAAAACCAUGUACAGAAAGGCAACAUCUGCUGUGUUCUUAUGUUGUGUAAAAUAAUAAAAAAACAAAACUA
Messenger RNA from Carassius carassius (crucian carp), 3924 nucleotides. RefSeq names its product leucine rich repeat and fibronectin type III domain containing 5a (gene lrfn5a). The record is from RefSeq and is a predicted model, not a curated record. Lineage: Eukaryota; Metazoa; Chordata; Actinopteri; Cypriniformes; Cyprinidae. Gene Ontology annotation, molecular function: protein binding. The transcript is spliced from 4 exons. The coding region runs from base 892 to 3264 and encodes 790 amino acids.